This is a messenger RNA of Neurospora tetraspora, 2069 nucleotides long. Its product is annotated as major facilitator superfamily domain-containing protein. Gene Ontology annotation, molecular function: transmembrane transporter activity. The record is from RefSeq and is a predicted model, not a curated record. Bases 419 to 1906 code for a protein of 495 amino acids. Lineage: Eukaryota; Fungi; Ascomycota; Sordariomycetes; Sordariales; Sordariaceae. Gene Ontology annotation, cellular component: membrane. Gene Ontology annotation, biological process: transmembrane transport. The transcript has 2 exons.
GGCCCAGCCGCCGAUGCGACUUGCGAAUGGCGGAUUUGUUAGUGAAUGGCUUUUGGCGGUUGGGAAUUACGGGGCCGCUGCGGCGCGCUGCCUGCCGCCUGCAGAUCGAUUGUAACGCUUGCUAAACUCCGGGCUCCGAGCCGGCUAACUUUCUUUAUAUCUACCCACCUGCAGCUGCAUGUCUUCGUCUGAGCUUUCUUGAUCCCCUUCCUUUUCCCAUCCGUCUUCGUCUGGCGCAAAAUUUUUGACGUGCAGUUCAGGGACCUGUCCCGGCGCAAAGACAAUCGGGUAGGUUGUCAAGUCAAGAUCCAGACCACUCACGAAACCGCGACAAAGGGAAGCAAACAGCGACAAACACUUUGCGCAAUUCCAGUCCGUCGCGCUUUCGCUUCGUCUCCAGUCCUCGUCGACAGCCAGAAUGGCCUCAACAACCCUCUCCCCGCUCAACGCUUUCGCCGACCGCACCACCCAUGGCCCCUCCACCGACAACGAAGGGAACCUCUCCGACCAAUCCACCGCAACCGGCAUCCCCUCUCCCUCCCGCGCCUCCUCCGAAAAGUCCUCUCCUCUCGCAGCGCAGCCCGCUGCAACCACAACGGCUGCUGCCCCCGAUGCCGAAAAGCAACAACCCACCACCGGCGGUCCUCCCCCCGGCGGCGGCUGGAACGCAGGCCCCCCACCCCCCAACGGCGGCCUAGCCGCCUGGCUGCAAGUCGCCUCCGUCUUCUUCAUCUUCUUCAACACCUGGGGCUUGCUCAACACCUUUGGCAUUUUCCAGACAUACUACGAGUCUCCGUCGUCCAUCUUCCAGCCUCCCGGGUCCGUGUCAUCAUCCAACAUCAGCUGGAUCGGCUCCAUCCAGUCUUUCAUGGUUUUGUUGGGCGGGCUGGUGUCGGGACCGUUGUAUGAUAGGGGGUAUUUGAAGCAUUUGAUCUGCGUGGGCGCGUUUGGGGUCGUGUUUGGGCAUAUGAUGCUUUCUUUGGUGAGCGAGUUUUGGCAAGCGCUGCUGGCGCAAGGGUUUGUGGUGGGAUUGGGGGCGGGCAUGAUGUUUACGCCGGGGGUGACGGUUUUGCAGAGUUAUUUUUCGACGAAGAUUGGACUUGCUACUGGUCUGGCGGCGGCGGGGAGCAGUUUUGGGGGUGUUGUGUAUCCCAUCGUCUUCUACAGGCUGAUUGAUAGGAUCGGGUACGGCUGGUCAGUGAGGGUGAUUGGGUUCAUCGCGCUCGGCACGUUGGCGGUUCCGGUGGUGUUUCUGAAGCAGAGAGUCAAGUCGGGGAGAGUCAGGGCGUUUGUGGAUGUCACUGCUUUCAGCGAUGGGCCGUACAUGUUGUUCACGUUUGGCGCCUUUGUCGGGUUCAUUGGGUUGUAUACCAUGCUGUUCUACCUGAGCUUCUUCGGGUUGGACACGGGCGCGACGGAUCCGGCCAUGGCGUUUUAUAUCGUGCCUAUAUUGAACGCUGCGAGCAUGUUUGGACGGACGCUGCCGAAUUGGUUGUCGGAUAAGGCGGGGCCGUUCAACAUUUUGAUUCCCGGAGCGUUGGUCUGUGGCGCGUUGACGCUAGCUAUGAUGGGGGUCAAGAGUCUUGGAGCUAUCAUCGUCGUCGCUAUCCUCUUUGGCUUCUUCUCCGGCGUCUUCAUCGCCCUCCCGACCGUUUGCUACAUCGUUCUCACCAAGGACAAGUCCCGCCUUGGCAGCAGAAUUGGCCUGGGUUAUGCGUUCCUCGGUCUCGCUACCCUCAUCGGGGGUCCCGGUGGCGGUGCGAUUUUACAACAGACUGGUCAUGGUGGGCAUAAUAACUGGACGGGAAUGUGGACGUUCGGCGGUGUCAUGCUUCUUGUUUCUGGCGCCCUGUUUAUGGUCUUGAGGGGUUGGAAGUUCGGAGUCAAUUUGACGACAAAGGCAUAGACGCGGAAGAUGGCAUUGCGAUAUGAAUGGUUGAGUUUGAAGACAAAGGGAGAUCAUUUGUAGACAAGUCUAGCCAAAAACUGGUGUGUAACUGGGUGUGUAUACUACUCUAGAUGUAUUAAAACCCUAGACUUCCCUCUUGAAUCUUCUCAUAUCCUUUGCG